This is a messenger RNA of Clonostachys rhizophaga, 3435 nucleotides long. Lineage: Eukaryota; Fungi; Ascomycota; Sordariomycetes; Hypocreales; Bionectriaceae. The record is from the annotation of a GenBank genome assembly.
AUGUUUCAACGCAUCAGGGGCGCAAUCGACCGUACGAUCGCCGAGGAGCAAGCCCGGCAAAGGACCCUCUCGGAGCAAGGCAGCAAUUCACGGUCGGCUUCGGCCACACGCAGGAACGAUGUUGGGAGGCGACAGAAGGGGAGAACGACGAGCGGCGACGUGGGAUUAGACACGGCACCGACGGCGGACCCGGCUGUCUUCGAGGAAGCCUUUGUGAUCGACGACAGCGAGGAACCCAGCCGAGCACCCAGCCGAGUCGGGACACCGAAACCUACGCUUCCAUCCGCAACAUCGAACAAUACAGAUGCAAAGGAAUCCGCUGAGCAGAAUGGAACUUCUGCCGGGCAAGCCGAGUCGAAGAAGGAUGAAGGUGACGGACCUCAGGACGACAAAGAAAAGGAGAACCCCCAGAGUGUGACGAAAGACUCUGCGGCUUCGUCUACAACAACUCUCGCCGUCUUGACCCCUGAGAUACGACAAAGGCUACGGAAACUGGACAAGUUGGAGGCUACGUAUCCAGAGCUGUUGCGAUCUUACAGGAUUGCUCAUAGGAGGGCUACGGCUAUUGAGCCCUUCGAGAAAGCACUUCGCGAGAACACCCCCCUGACGUCCAUCGCCGAUCCAACCGCCCUUAUCGAGUAUCUAAGCCAGCUGAACCUGAAGGGAGAUAUGGUUUUGGAGGAGUUCAAGCGUGUAUCUGCUGAGAAAGACGAGUUGAAGAAGAAGCAUGACGAGGUGGAAGAGAAGCUGAAGAAGGUUGAGGAGGAGCUCGCGGCUGCCAAGGCAGGGGAACCUACGGCCACGAAGCCUGAAGAGGCCAAGUCGCCUAGAGAGUCCACGGAUAUUGCUCCCGCCAACGUCCCCGUGGCUGAAAGGGUGAAGUCUCCCGUCAUGUCUGUCAUUGGCAUGUUUUCUCCUAGGCCCAAGCAGGAGGCUUUCAAUGAAACGACCGUCGAAGAGAAGGAGGAAGCUGAGGAUCUUUUCUCUUACGAUGACGAGGAAAUUCCGAAGGACAACGAGGCUGAGAUCACCGCCAAAAAUGAGGAAAUCGAACAGCUUCGGAAGGAUGUCGACUCCUUGACGCAGGAGUUAUCCGUGGCGAAGGAGAAGAGCACGAGCCUGGAGGAGAGCCUUGAGAAGGCAACUACGGAGCUUGAUCAAUCGCGCGACACCUCAUUAUCGUCACAAGAGGUCCUUCAGAACCAACUCGAUGCUCGCAACAAGGAGAUUUCUAGACUGACUGAGAAACUGGAGACUUCACAAGAUCAACUUAAGAAGCUAGAGGCAAAACUGGCGGAAGAGACGAAGACUCAUUCCGCGAAGCUCAAGGACCUCGAGGCCUCUCUGGCCAAGUCAGACAAGCGCGGUAGCGAACUCGAUACUCAAUUGGCCAAUGCAUCCACAGCCAAGAACGUAUCGAAGAAGCUCAUCGAUGACCUUAACGCUCAAAUCAACACGCUGAAGAAGGAGAAGACUGAAAGCCAGGGCAAGAUCGAUGAAUUGACCACAAAGCUCAGCGCACAAACUCUGGCCGUCAAGGCGGAGCCUACAACAGCCCCUUCUUCACCAGCGCUCACACAAGGUGCUAUUGGCGGGGCCACCUCGGCAGCCUCAAAGAAGAAGAAUAACAAGAAGAAGAAGGGUAAGGGCGGUACCGGUGUAUCCACCCCUCAGGCUACCCCUGAGGUCGCGGAGCAAGUGGCCCCUGAGGUACCUGACACCUCAGCCCUUGAGAGUGAAAUCGCAAAACUCAAGGAGGAGGUAUCCGAGAAGGAUGCUCGAAUCGAGCGCCUCUCCAAGCAGCGAAAGACCGAGGAAGAUCUCCGUGAGGAGAUCGAGUCACUACAGGAGAAUCUGAUCAACAUUGGCCAAGACCACGUCGAGGCCAAGGAAAAGAUCAAAGCUCUUGAAGCUGAGAAGGCCGAGUUGCAGGGUCAGAUUGUGGAGCUGGAGAAGAAGCUGGAGUCAUCUGCGUCGGAUGCGGAGGUCAACUCUAUCCUCCAGGGUGAUAUCACUGCUCUGCAGAAGGAUUAUGAUGAGCUCCAGGAGAAGACUGCUGCGUUGAAGUCGGAUCUCGGCGCGGCUCAACAGCUCGCCCAGAACCGCUUCAAGGACCUCACCGAGCUGAGGGAAGUGCUCCAGAAAGCGCAGCCUGAGCUCAAGAGCCUGCGACAGGAGUCGGCUACUCUUAAGACAACGAAAGAAGAACUCGCAAACAAGCAGAAGGAGCUCAGGGAGAUGGAGAAGAAAGAGAAGGACAUGAAGCGCGACCUCACCAGGGCACAGCAGCUUGCGUCAGACCGUGAGGCUGAGGUUAAGAACCUGCAAGAGAAGCUCACAGCCGAGAACAAUAUCAGACUGCAGAUGGAGAAUGCCCAGCGAAUUUCAGGGCGCGAUCUCCGGAAGGCUGAGGCGGAGAAGGCGGAACUCGCCACGAAGGCGCAGAACGUUGAGCGCGAGCUCCAGAAGCUGCAGGAGGAAGCAAACAAGCUGCGACCGCGCAUCAAGGAGUUGGAAGAACAGGCCUUCAAGCUCAGGCGGGAGAAGUCGGCUGCUCAAGAAGAAGUCGACUUCAAGAGCCAGCAGUACGUCAACGCUCAGGGUCUCCUGACCAGCAUGCGUGACCAGUCGGCAGAGAUGUCCGUGCAGCUCAAGGAGGCGAAAUCGCAGGCUGAGUCGUUGGAAGAGGAGCUGGUUGAAGUUCAGCGCCUCCUCCAAGAGCGGACUCGGGAAGGCGAGACCAUGCGCAGGCUGCUGGCCGAUGUCGACGAGCGAGCGGAUACCAAAGUAAGGGAAAUGCGUAGCCGCAUGGAGGCUGCCAUUGAGGAGCGCGACCGCAUCGAGGACGAGUCCAGCACCGUUGCCAGGCGAAAAGUACGCGAGACCGAGGAGCUCAAGUCGAAGAUUCGCGAUCUCGAGAGGGAGAUCAAGACCCUCGGCCGCGAGCGCGACGACCUGGAGGAGCGCGAAAAGGCGUGGAAACGGAGGCGCGAGGAGCUCGAAAGCGUCGAGGAGAAGGCCGAGGCCGAGGCAGCAGAGAUGCACUCCGCCGUCUCACAACUGCGCACCGCCCUGGACGCAUCCGAGAACCAGGUGCGCGACGCCGAGAGGCAGCGGGCCGAGCUGCGCAAGAUGCUCGACGAGGCGCGCCAGCGGUACGACCGGUUGACCAAGGAGCUCAAGGGCACGCAGGCGAAGCUCGCAGCCGGGUCUGGGCGCAGCUCCAUGGAGUCGCCCACCGGCAGCGCCUUCGCCAACGGAAGCGCGCAGAAUGGGGACACCCUGUAUCUAAAGACGAUCCUGCUACAGUUCCUGGAGCAAAAGGACAGCAGAUUACGAGCACAGCUGGUCCCUGUCUUGGGGAAGCUGCUCAAGUUUGACAAGGCGGAUGAAGCGAAGUGGAUCAACGCUGUCCAUCAUAUUGAGGUGCGAUAA